This is a messenger RNA of Racocetra persica, 197 nucleotides long. The record is from the annotation of a GenBank genome assembly. NCBI's taxonomy places the organism in Eukaryota, Fungi, Glomeromycota, Glomeromycetes, Diversisporales, Gigasporaceae.
AUAUUUGUACAUUUCAAGGUUAUAACCCUUUUCCAAGUGCUGGUCGAUCUCUAUUAGAUUCUCUUUUCUAUAUUGUUGAUAUGUCAAAUAUUCAUGCUCAACAAAUAAUCAAUAACAUUAUUGCUGCAUUACAAGGAACAUACUUGCAAAGAAAUAUACCUUCUUUAGGAAGAGUUUAUACUGUAGUUGUAGUAUGA